AUGGAAACGCAAAAUCUAACAUUGUUGAAUGAAUUCGUUCUCAUGGGGAUUACAAACCACCCUGAGCUGCAUGCUCCAUUAUUUGGGCUCUUCCUCAUCAUCUAUAUGAUCUCAGUGGUGGGCAACUUGGGCAUGAUCAUCCUCACCAAGGUGGACUCCAGUCUACAAACACCCAUGUACUUCUUUCUCAGGCACCUGGCUUUCACUGAUCUUGGUUAUUCAACAACUGUAGGACCCAAAAUGUUAGUAAAUUUUGUUGUAGCUCGAAAUACAAUCUCCUAUUAUUUUUGUGCUAUACAACUAGCUUUCUUUCUUGUGUUUAUUGUUAGUGAAAUUUUUAUUUUAUCGGCAAUGUCUUAUGACCGUUAUGUGGCUAUCUGUAACCCUCUGCUCUAUCCAGUCAUCAUGUCACAAAGAAUAUGUCAGCUGCUGGUGGCAAUCCCCUAUCUCUACAGCACAUUUGUUUCUCUUCUAGUCACUAUAAAGAUUUUCAAUUUAUCUUUCUGUGGCUACAAUGUCAUCAGUCAUUUCUACUGUGACAGUAUCCCGUUGUUAUCUUUGCUCUGCUCAGAUACACAUGAAAUUGAAAUGAUUAUUCUGAUUUUAGCUGGUUUUGAUUUAAUUUCAUCUCUUCUGAUAGUUCUUGUGUCUUACCUGCUCAUACUUGGGUCCAUUCUUAGGAUGAACUCCGCCGAGGGUAGACACAAGGCUUUUUCUACCUGUGGAUCCCACCUGACUGUAGUCAUAGUAUUCUAUGGGACUUUGAUAUUUAUGUAUGUGCAACCUAAGUCCAGUCAUUCCUUUGACAGUGAUAAAGUGGCUUCUAUAUUUUACACUCUUGUCAUCCCCAUGUUGAAUCCCUUGAUCUAUAGCUUGAGGAACAAAGAUGUAAAAUGCGCACUACAAAGGGUAUGGAAAAAACUAUAUAAUCUUUUUUCUUAA
Pteropus alecto (black flying fox) is the source of this 942-nucleotide messenger RNA. Its product is annotated as olfactory receptor 8K3-like. Bases 1 to 942 code for a protein of 313 amino acids. The transcript has a single exon. Gene Ontology annotation, cellular component: membrane. Lineage: Eukaryota; Metazoa; Chordata; Mammalia; Chiroptera; Pteropodidae. Gene Ontology annotation, molecular function: odorant binding; olfactory receptor activity; G protein-coupled receptor activity. The record is from RefSeq and is a predicted model, not a curated record. Gene Ontology annotation, biological process: G protein-coupled receptor signaling pathway; sensory perception of smell.